Messenger RNA from Hirsutella rhossiliensis, 1335 nucleotides. RefSeq names its product PHD-finger domain-containing protein. Gene Ontology annotation, biological process: positive regulation of DNA-templated transcription. The transcript has 2 exons. Gene Ontology annotation, cellular component: Set1C/COMPASS complex. Bases 1 to 1335 code for a protein of 444 amino acids. Lineage: Eukaryota; Fungi; Ascomycota; Sordariomycetes; Hypocreales; Ophiocordycipitaceae. The record is from RefSeq and is a predicted model, not a curated record.
AUGGAUCAAGCCCCGGCGCCCAUUUUCUACGACCAGCCUCGCUUUGCACUCAUUGACGAGGCCGCAGAGACGCGAAACGGCCCCGAAUCACCUCGUCCUACUGUACAAGACGUCGCGCCUCCGCCGUUCAAGCCGUCAUCGUCCCCCGCCCCCCUCCCUUCCACCGAAGCGCCAGAUCCAGCACCGACGACGGCCGCCGCACAUCCUCCAAAGAAAAAAGGUACGGCAUCCGCGGUAAAGAAAGGGCCCAAGCGCACUAGGAAUGGCGAAUCGAACAGGAAACCCAAAAAGUCCAAAUCGGGGCCGGGUGGGCGAGGGGGCGACGAGGCAUCGGGCGACGACGAGUCGGACAAUGGGCCCUACUGCCUCUGCCGCGGCCCCGACGACCACCGCUGGAUGAUCUGCUGCGAGAACUGCGAGGACUGGUUCCACGGCGAGUGCAUCAACAUCAACAAGGAGAUUGGCGAGGCUCUGAUUGAAAAAUUUGUUUGCCCCUUGUGCACAAAGGGCAACCUCGUCACCAUAUACAAGAAGGCUUGCGCCCUGGGAGCAUGCCGCAAGCCCGCCCGCCUCACGCACAAUCAGCCGAGCGUCUUUUGCUCCAGCGAACACGCACAAACCUGGUGGGAGCGCAUGGUGGCGAGACUGCCCAAGGCCCAGCCCAAAGCCGGGCUGAACCAACAGCAUCUUUCUCAGGAUGAGCUCAUGGCCAUCCUCAACAGCGACCUGGGGAGCGUUGGCGAGGAUGGCACGUGGAAGGUCGCAAGGAUACCCUUCUCCGGCGCCCUGCCCAAGGGAACCGGCGACGACGGAAAAGAUGAUGCGCUCAUUCGCAUCUUGAGCGACGAGGAGAAGACGUUUCUCGACAAUGCUUCGAAAGCCCGCUUCCAGUUGGCAGAGGAAACGGUCCUCUGCGACAAGAUGCUCAGGCUUGUGGAGCUCGCGCAGGAGCACCGGCGAGCAGCCAUCACGGGCGGUCGGUUCGGCGAGGAUAUUUGCGGAUACGACUCGAGGCUGGACACGAUAUCCGCGCGAGACGCCUUUGCCGCGUACGCCGCGUCAGCCGAGGGCCAGGCCACCUUCAAGGAGUCGAAGCUCGGCGGUGAUGCGCUCAGCCCAGACGAGGCCUUCAAGGGCAUGUGUGAGCGCAAAAGGUGCAAAGUGCACAGCGGGUGGCAUAAGAUGCUACCCCUGGGGAUCAAGUAUCAGAUACGCGAGAUGGCGAACCAGGCCGCCGAGUGGGGGGAAGAGGAAAGCAUCGUGCGGGAGGCGGCGAGCGAGCGGUGGAAGCGAAAGCAGGCGGAGAAGAAUUGGGUGGAAGUUGUCGACGGGUGA